ACGGCAGGGCAGGAUGGCGCAGGGCCCCGGGCCCCGGGAUCUUUGCUCACAGGGACGAGGGCGGCAUCACGGCUCUGCAGCUCGAGGUCCCAGGUGCGGUCCCCGCGCCACCACAGCCGGGCCGCGCGGGGCUCCGUUAAGAACAAGAAACACAAUCUCGAAAAGCAAAAGGCCACACCAGCAGCGCCCGCCCGCCCGCCCGCCCGCAGCCGGGGACGGCGACGCCCCGCAGGCCCCGCUUCCGGGAGCCGCAGCCGGCGGCCGGAAGUCCACGCCGUCGCCAUGGCAACGCAGAGCGGCGAGGACCCGGGCCCGGGCCGUCCCCCGCCCUGCCUGCGGCGGCCGCGCAGCAAUCCCGGCGGCUCACGAGACUCCAGGCGUCGUGGGGGCUGCGGGGGCGUGUGGACCCGCCUCUGCCCUGCACAGCUGUCCUGACGAGCGGCUUCUUCUUCCCGUUCCGGACGGGCGGGCGCGGGGGACGCCCGCGGGGAGGCGGGGCCUGGCGCCUCUCCCACAAGGCCGCGCGCCGGGGGCCUUCGGCCUCUUCCGCCGUGUCGGGGCCCGAGCGGGUGGCAGCGCGUCGGUCGCGGACGUCGGGCAGGUCGCGGGACUCGGAGCUGCAGCGAUGGCGGGCAGGCUGUGGUGCAAGGCCACCUUUGCGGGAUACAAGCGCGGCCUGCGCAACCAGCGGGAGCACACGGCGCUGCUGAAGAUUGAGGGCGUGUGUGCGCGCACAGACACGGACUUCUACCUGGGCAAGAGAUGCGCCUACGUGUACAAGGCCAAGAACAACACGGUGACACCGGGUGGGAAGCCUAACAAGACCAGAGUGAUAUGGGGAAAGGUGACACGGGCUCACGGCAACAGCGGCAUGGUGCGCGCCAAGUUCCGCAGCAACCUUCCUGCCAAGGCCAUCGGGCACAGGAUCCGGGUGAUGCUGUAUCCAUCGAGGAUUUAGAUUUACUGAAAAAUAAAUAAAAUUAUAGAUUUGUUUUCGUUGUA
Molecule: messenger RNA, 1002 nt
Organism: Erinaceus europaeus (western European hedgehog)
Lineage: Eukaryota; Metazoa; Chordata; Mammalia; Eulipotyphla; Erinaceidae
Gene: RPL35A
Product: ribosomal protein L35a
Exons: 5
Coding region: 14-958 (314 amino acids)
Biological process (GO): ribosomal large subunit biogenesis; cytoplasmic translation
Cellular component (GO): ribosome; cytosolic large ribosomal subunit
Molecular function (GO): structural constituent of ribosome
Source: RefSeq, a predicted model, not a curated record